Messenger RNA from Cooperia oncophora, 2055 nucleotides. NCBI's taxonomy places the organism in Eukaryota, Metazoa, Nematoda, Chromadorea, Rhabditida, Trichostrongylidae. The record is from the annotation of a GenBank genome assembly.
AUGUUUCCUCGUUUUCAGGGCACACCAUCGAUUGUCGGUCGAACUAACACUGGUCAACCGAUAUCAACAUUAACACCCACAGCCAACCCCGGCAAAGGACCUCAACCACUGCUUGUCCAAGGAGUUUAUCCUCAAGGCGGUCCUAUUGUGGUUCAAGGUGAAACACCUAAGGUCCUUGUCCCAGCUAAAGUCCAAGUUCGACUCCAACAAGGCGGAGAUGCUUCAGUUGCAAUUUCUCCGACGGCUAUUCCAUCAUCGACACUACCGAUGGCGACAGCAACGAUGGGAUGGUCACAGGCUGCGCCCAUGAAAGCUGCUUUUGCUCCGUCUGGGCACAAUAUUAUGUCCAGUCCAUGCAAUGCGCAGCACCGCAGUCUAUCGGUAUGCUCCGCCUCACCCCAACUGGAUUCAUCGCCGAUGUCACCGUUGCCUAAUAUAAUCCAGUACCAUAACCAUACUACCCCUUCGACGACCAGGGUCACCCUGCAGGCUGAUCCCCGAUCUACUCGCGUACCGGGAACUGGUCAGUGGGCAGCACCAGUUAGUGAUUCGUCGACCACACCAGACUCGGGCAUUCAGUCUGUCCCAGGAUCUCCACCAAGUAGCCAUCCACUUACGCCGCCAACGAUGCAGUUAGAAGGUUGCGAUUCGGUCUGUGAAGAACGAUGUGACAAUGAUGAGGAUUUCGCAGAUAUGCCACGACUUCUUCCGGUCGAUCAAGAAGAGGCUCAGUGUAGUAACAGCUGCUUGUCAGUACGUGAAGACGUGACGUCGUCACACGGCUCAGAAUGUGAGACUGCCCCAACGCCAUCGAUCUCCAUCACACCUACGAUGGAUUCGAAGGAUAUCGUUGAACAGCUCCUCAUGCUCGAUCCCGAGAAGGCCAACGCGAUUGCUAACCUCAUCAAAAGGCGGCAGAAUAGCAAACGGAGGAGCGGGAGCAAGCAGGAGGUGGUGCACAAGCGCGGACGACCGACGAGCUCGGCCAGUGAAGAUCUGAAGAAAAGCGAAGAAGAACCGACACCGACAACACGAGUGGCAACGCGCAGUACGUCUCGAGCAUCACAAAAGGACAGUGGUCGAGGGUCCAGUGCCGCCAAUAUGACCAAAUUGGACAUAUCGCCAUCUUGUACGGACGACUCCAAAGAGAUAGGAUCCCAAGAGAUAUCCCCUAUUCCCAGCGAACAGGUGUGCUCGGAAUCACCAUCGUCUGAAGAGCGCAGAAGCACCGUGGGAGUCCAGUCAUAUGAUUUGGAAAUGCGAAAGCUAUACCGUGAGGCAAUAAAACGAAUGAUGAAAGAGAAGCUGGCGUCUCUUCUGGAAGCCACGGUUGUGGACAUGCAAGGGCUGCAUAUUGGACUCCGAGAAAGGCAUGAUCGGCGGCACAGUAAAGAGCGAAAGAACUUGUGGACAGUGAAUUGGGAUCAAGUUCGCAAAAGAAGAAGGAAAGAAGACGAUCGCAAACGAGCCGUGGAGCGAACUGAGCGAAAAAGGGAGAUUGUCCCAAAGAGCAAAGAUAGGGAUCAUCCGAGAAGGGAACCACGUGAGAAGCACAAUGACGCCGACAUAACUCGACCAGAAACCCACACAGAACGACGGCCACGUAAGAGACGUAAUGAUAGUUUGGAGAAGGAGAAGGAAAAGGAAGAACCUAGAACACGAUCGGCUCACUCAUCGAUGUCGAAAAGGCUGAGCUGUUGUGAUUCACCAUGUCCGAGCAAGCGAGAAAAGGAAUAUGAAGAGAUUUCCAGAAGUGUGGGUGUUGGUGCUCUCCCCGAAUGGGAUUCACCAGUACUGUCAUGUGGUUGUACACGUGGAGCAUGCACAUCGGACUCAGAAUGUGUGAAUCGCGCUCUCUGUGUCCAGUGCCCGGGAGCAUGCGCCGCUCCGUUGUGCGCGAAUAAGAAGUUCUGGAAAGAUGACGCAUGCAAGACAUUGGCCGUGAGUGGUGCGAAGACUCGGAAAGUUUUACGAACGAAGCAAGCAAGACGAGCUGGCGACUUUUUGGUAAGAUCUCGUCCAAUUUUUCCUAUUUUAUUUCACCGGAAUAUUUAG